CAUCAUGUAAUUUAAAUGAGUAUUUUCCAUUUCUAAUCCAGGACUUUUUAGAUUCCAUUCAAUCUUCCAAAAAUACCAAAUUAUUUAUGAAAUAAAGUCUGAAACAUAAUGAAUCUUUCAUGUUUUCCAGAUAAAAGAUGGCGGAGAAACAGGAAGUCCAGCAGGAAGUGGAUUUCGAGAAAAAACUUUUCAGGGUUCUCCCUGAGUUUGUGAAGAGAGUUUCUGAGGUAAUCCUGAAACAGCUCCUUGAUGGCCUUCUAUUAGAUGGGGUCUUUGCACUUUCAGAGAUAGAAGAUAUACUGCAGAAGAACCAAACCAGAGCAGAGAAGGCCCGCGACACCAUACUUGCUGUGAUGAAGAAGGGAAACGAAGCCUGUAGAUUGAUGAUCAAACGUCUCCAACAGAGAGAUUCGACUCUGUUCAACCAGCUGGGUUUGUCCUCUGACUCCUCUGGUCCAGAGUAA
Messenger RNA from Gambusia affinis (western mosquitofish), 464 nucleotides. RefSeq names its product caspase-1-like. Lineage: Eukaryota; Metazoa; Chordata; Actinopteri; Cyprinodontiformes; Poeciliidae. Gene Ontology annotation, molecular function: cysteine-type endopeptidase activity. The record is from RefSeq and is a predicted model, not a curated record. Gene Ontology annotation, biological process: regulation of apoptotic process; proteolysis. Bases 138 to 464 code for a protein of 108 amino acids. The transcript has 3 exons.